AUGAAGACAAACAAAAAUGUUAAUAAUGAUUGUCCGACAAGGCGGAAUUCAACCUUUGUUUUAAUAGAUGCUAUUAUUGAUCUCAAACAUGUAAUUAUCAAAUUGUUUACCGAAAAAUGGUCAUUGAAUUUACGAAAAGAUCAAGUAAUUAAGUUAGCAAAACUUGAAUUAACAAUUGAAAAUUGGGAUUUAUUGUCGGUAUUACGUUUUGUUUUAAAACCAUUUUAUCUUGCAACUAAAAUGAUGUCUGGAAAAGAAUAUGCUACAAUUGGCUUAUCGUAUUAUGCUAUAAAUGAAAUUAAAUGCUUUUGUGCCAAAGAUGAUAAAUGUAGCGAACAAAAUGAUGUUCAUCCAUUAGAAUCAUCCUCAAAUGAUAAUUCGACAAGUUCAUCAACGUUAUCAGCACAGAUUGAAGUGAAGCCAUCUGUUUUUGACGAAUUUAUUGCUGCAUGUGGUCAAGAAGAGAUCAUAUUAACAAGCAACAAUAAAGAAAAAAGCAAACGUAUCAGUAUAAAUGAAGAAUUAAAAUACUUCAAACUAGCCGUCCAACAGUUUAAUGCAGCAGUACAGCCAUCAACACAAUCUGCCAAAAUUUUUUGGAAAGCACAUAAAGAUCGACUACCAUUAUUGACACACUUGGCCAAAAUACAUCUAUCAGCUUGUGCUACAAGUGUGCCAAGUGAGAGCGCCUUUUCACAAUCUGCAUUCAUAGGUCGUAAAGAAAGGAGCCGCAUUACCGGCGAAAAUCUAGCAUAUUCCGUAUUCUUGAAAGAUAAAUUGUAA
Messenger RNA from Rotaria sp. Silwood2, 783 nucleotides. The record is from the annotation of a GenBank genome assembly. NCBI's taxonomy places the organism in Eukaryota, Metazoa, Rotifera, Eurotatoria, Philodinida, Philodinidae.